Messenger RNA from Homalodisca vitripennis (glassy-winged sharpshooter), 3724 nucleotides. RefSeq names its product alkylglycerol monooxygenase-like. Gene Ontology annotation, biological process: lipid biosynthetic process. Bases 258 to 1625 code for a protein of 455 amino acids. Gene Ontology annotation, cellular component: endoplasmic reticulum. The transcript is spliced from 10 exons. NCBI's taxonomy places the organism in Eukaryota, Metazoa, Arthropoda, Insecta, Hemiptera, Cicadellidae. The record is from RefSeq and is a predicted model, not a curated record. Gene Ontology annotation, molecular function: iron ion binding; oxidoreductase activity.
AGUGAAUGAAUGAUUCAUAACGAUCUACGCUGCACAGCAUACUGUACUCACGUGUUACAUAACGAGCGUAGUGCCAGUGCUAAGUGCCGUGCCGGUUACGUAAAGAUAGCGUACGCCGAGCCGUGCCGCUUCUCGCCUCUGAUGCAGGUCUUCAGUAGUCGCGCGACCGUCCAGUGAGGCACAUCUCUUGAAGUGUCAGGAGUUUUCUGUUGGCAUCGGACGUAGGAUGCAGAAGUAGCCCGAUACAGCAAGAGAAGAUGAAUUCCAGCGAAGAUUCACUGUUCCUGGAGGCCAUGGUGGAUGUAAACAUCCCCUGGACGAAGGGGCUAGCAUCCAUGUUCUACCUUGUCAGUCCCACCGAAUCCUCCUACAAGACUGUGGAAGAAGUCCCUCAAUUUUAUAGAAAGGCAUGGCCUUAUUUCUUGUUGUUCAUCCUCCUGGAGAACGUGAUCCUGUGGGUGGAGAGGAAACCGCUCAUGAGAGUCAACGACGGCCUAACCUCUCUGGCACACGCUCUCUUCCAGGAAUCUGGCAGGUUGUUGUUCCGAGGAGGUGAGAGUGCCCUGUACAUCUAUAUCUAUGAGCAUUUUCACAUAAUAGACCUGCCAUGGGAGUCUCCGGUCACAUGGUAUAUUGCCGCAAUCGGAGUUGACUUCUGCUACUACUGGGUUCACAGAGCCAGCCAUGAGAUACACAUCCUGUGGGCCCAACACCAAGUUCACCACAGUUCGGAAGACUACAACCUGGCUGUGGGGCUGAGGCAGUCUGUACUGCAAGGCUGGUGCGGUUUUAUAUUUUAUUUGCCGAUGGCCGUGUUCGUUCCACCAGCUCAGUUCUUGACUCACCAGCAGUUCAACCUCUUGUACCAAUUCUGGAUUCACACAGAGACAGUCAAGUCUCUUGGGCCCUUAGAAUGGCUUCUAAACACUCCCAAACACCACAGAGUGCAUCAUGGUAGUACACUAUAUUGUUUAGACAAGAACUACGGAGGAUUUCUCAUUAUUUGGGACAGACUGUUUGGGACAUUCCAGAAAGAGGAGGAGAAAAAGGAAAUCAUUUACGGAUUAGUUAAAAAUCAGCCUUCAUUCAACCCUCUGUUUCUUCAGGUGUUCUACAACAUGAACGUAUGGAACAAAAUGCAGAGUAUGGCAGGUUGGCAGAACAAACUAGGAGCUGUGAUCAAAGGACCCAGCUGGCUGCCUGGCAAACCUUGGACGGGGGCUGAUGAGGACAAAAUUGAUGUGAAAAGCAGAGUCAAAUAUGAUGUUAAACUUCCGUUGUGGCUCAAUGUAUAUAUUAUAGUACACUUCGCCGCUGUUACUGUUGGCUUCCAGGAACUAGCUCUGCGGUAUAUGAGCAUGGGCCCUCUAACAGUGCUGUUCUUUGCAUCCUACAUCAUCGGCUCGUUGACGGUGAUUGGGCUGUUGCUGGAAGCGAACUCUCAUGCAGUGAUGUUUGAGGUUACUCGGUGCACAGCGCUGGUGCUCCUGCUGCACCAGUGCGCAGGCGCUCUGAGAGACCCGAUAAUUGCGCCUGCGUUGUUACAACUGUUCUACAUCACUUCCGCUUCCUUCUGGGCCCUUCGGUGCCUCACAGGACUGAAACAGAUCCCGCACUCUCAGUAGAUUAUAGGCUGUAUUACGUUAGAACGCUAAGUGUUGAUAUUUAUUUAUUAAUUUGGUUCCAUUCAUAGCAUGUGGAAGGAUUUCCCCACAUUCUGAAAAAAAUGGUAUCAGUGAAAUUGGCUGAUACUUCAACCACAUUAUUUAAAGUAAGUUCAUCACGCAGAACUGCAAACAUAUAAGCUCCUUAUGUUAGAGAUGUCAUAAAGUAUAAAAAAAUCAGGUUAUAUACAAUUAAAAUUGUAAUGUACUUGUAUACUACUACUGUGUUUCUGUACAUGGAAAAAUCACGGUUUAAUUAAGGAAGUAAGGUUUUAUAAAAGAAAGCUCAUAACAUUUAUAUUGUAUGGACCUUGUUGUUGGCUGUAAAUAAUAGGCUGGUUCUGCUUUAAAAUGGAUACCAGUUUGAUUUAUUUACUAUUAGGUUAUGCCAGUGGUGAUAACAUAAUGCGUAUGCAUUAUCUUGAGAUCUAACUAUAGAUCUAUCUUAGAACUAUAGUUGUUGUUACGUUUAGUAGUUUUAUGAGUGAUCUGAAGAAAAAUUGAGCUUGCAGUAAUAUCAUAUUUUGAGUUUGUUCAGUAUUAUGAAUUAAAUAAUAUCAGAAAAAUGUUUGUUACUGCAAUUACAUGUGUAAAAAGAAAUUAUUUUUUUUAAAUGUAUGUGAUUCCAUAUACCAUAAAUAUAAAUAAUAGUUAAAAGUUAUAAUAAUAAAAUACAUAUGAAAUGUAGUCAAGUUCUUUUUUGAUUGCAAGUAGUUUUAAUUUGUUCAAUCACACACAUUUCAUCACACUAUGUAAGUGCUUAAGGGGUCAUCUCUUUUCGUCUUAAAUAUGGAGAAAGACCGUUUGAAAGUUACAUUACAUAAUAACCAAUAAUUAAAUAAUUAAUGUAAACCGUUUGAGCACAAAGGGUAAUUUGUAAGACAUUUACAGGUACCACAGUCAACAAGUAGUUAUUACAUGUAUAUGGAAAAUUUAUUUAGAUUAUUAUUAAUUUCAAUAACUUUUAUGUGGUUUUAGGAUAAGUAAAUAUUAAUUUAAGGAUAUUAACUAGAAUAAUACUUAUUUAAGAAAUAAUUAAAAUGUUUAAUAUUUUUCUUUAUCAUGCUAUGAUUUUCCUGAAUAAAACAGGGUAUAAUAUUAUACAAAAUAGGUCUAGUAGAUUUAUGAAUGUUUAUUUAAUUUUCUACGUGUUUUAGUAUUAUAUUAUAGUUUUAUUUAUCGAGUUUAGAGGCCUAAUAGGCAGAUAACAAUGUAGUGUUUAUUGUAGCUUUUUGAUAAUGGUAUGUACCACACCUGAAGAGGUGAUGUCACCAAGCUUCGUUUUAGCAAGAGAGACAAGAUUAAAUUCUCUGUUCAGUUAAUUCCAUACAAUUGAAUAGAGUGAAAUUAUUUAAAAAGUACGUUUUCCUAAUUUUGGAGGAGAAAUGCCACAAUGUAAUCCGUAAAAUCUCUUUUGCCUAUUCAGAUAUUCUCAUGCGUUUAUUCCAAUAAGAGCUGCAUCAUUUAUGAAAAUUACAUAUUUAUUCUUAAUUACUUUUUAAAUAUGGCAUAUAGUAAAAACAAGAUUCAAUUUUAAAUACAUUAUAUGAAAAACACUCAAACAGUUUAUUUGUGACAAAAAAGUUUCAUUAACAUAACAUUUGUAAAACAAAAAUUCUAAUACUUUUAGAUGCAAUUAAGCAAUUUGUUUCUUUGUAUGGACUUUGUUUUGAAAAUACGUCGGUGUGAAAAGAAUGAGAAAAGUACAAAAAACAGCCAUACUGAAGUGCCAUUUUUAGGUUAAUUACCUUAGCUAACUGAACAGUGUUUCAGUACAAAACAUAGUAUAGACAUCGUUUAGAUUAUUUGUUAUACCGUGUGACAAACACAGUAUAUCCAUUAAGUGAUGUUAGUAUUAAAAUCGUUAUUAUUUAUACUAUGGUCACAGACGACCAUUACAAUAGUUAUACUCCCGCAAGUAGGUUUAAGAAGCGUAUUUUUACUCUGGUGAGAGAAAUAUGUCAACGAUUUUAUUUUUGUUAAUAAAACGUAAUAUUUUUGCUACAGUGGUGUUAAAGCCUUGUUAUUGAGUUAAGUUUUAAAAUAAAGUUAAUAAAACA